This is a messenger RNA of Sphaerodactylus townsendi, 919 nucleotides long. RefSeq lists its product as uncharacterized. Bases 88 to 783 code for a protein of 231 amino acids. Lineage: Eukaryota; Metazoa; Chordata; Lepidosauria; Squamata; Sphaerodactylidae. The record is from RefSeq and is a predicted model, not a curated record. The transcript is spliced from 5 exons.
UUAGACGCAGAAAACGUGCAGUCUGGGUAACAGCCCCUUCAGUUGCCCACCUGACUGGCCUGGAGUCGAGUCACUCACACAUACACAAUGAAGUGGAUUGUGCUCCUGUGCUUGGUUGAGAGCCUCGGAUCAGGAUGGGCUGUCCCCCUGGAAGGCCUUGAAAAAUUCACCGUGGACUUCUUUCCUAACAACAGCAUGCUUUUAGCCGCCACCUUGAGUACCAACUUCCUUGUUAAUGUUCCCAAGUGUCUGUCCUCCUCAAAAUUCUCUCCAUCCAAAGUCAGAAUAGCAGUAGCCCAGCUUCCUGAUGCAACCGCCUCGACAGGUGUGACAAAGACUGAAGACAUUCAAAAUCUCCGGAAAACACCUCAAGCCACUGUGUAUUUUGCUGGUGAAUUUAAGAGUGUCUCGUGUAGGGCGGGCAGGGAACUUGUGGUGAUGGAUAUAGAUAAUAGCCAAUACGAGCUGAUCACAGUUUUAGGCUUCCAGGUGGGAGCAGAAUUUUGCCGUGAAACAAAAGGCCCCUUCUGCAAUCAAGCACUUAAGCCAGCUACUUUUUAUAGGGUGAAUUUCUUUAUUUUGGAUGACAAGUCUGAAAUAAGGGGUCACACCGAUUGGUCACCAGCAAUACAGACCAGAAGUGUGAAAAAUUAUGAUUCGGCAGAUGAGAUGUAUGGAGGGCGAGCCGGAGGAAUGAUCGUCAUCACAAUUCUGGUCUCAGUCGGCGGAUUUGUCCUGGUGAUUGCCCUAAUUGCAGCGGUUGCUCUUUCAAAUAAGAAAUAACACCCCGGAUGAGUCGGCGGGACAUUUUUCUGAAUCCGCAGCAGUUACCGACAAGAUCAAACAAUGGCAUUUGUUCUGGCUUGGAGAAUCAGGAAUCCGAGCUAGAAGCACCCAAUAAAUUGUUUCAUCUACCGUG